AUGAGGGGUGCCAAUGCAGGUGUUCAGAGGAAGAUCAAAGAUGUGUACCCAAAUGCCCAUUAUAUCCACUGCUAUGCACACCAACUCAACCUGAUCAUGCAACAGGCCACCGCUCACAUUUCCAAUGUGAGAAAUUUUUUUUCUGACCUGGGUGGAUUUGCGAGCUUUUUUUCCAGGUCACCCAAGCGUACGGCUGUCCUUGAUAAAACGGUGGCCCGUAGACUGCCAACAUCCAGCAAUGUCCGAUGGAACUUUCACAGCCGAGCCAUCAACACUGUGUUUGAGCAGAGAGAUGAUCUCAUUCAAUGUUUUGAGAACAUACGAGAUUCGGGUGACUUUGACUCCAACACCAUCAGAGAGGCAGGAGCCAUGGCCAUGCUGCUGGAACAUCAGGACUUUAAAUUCUUCCUGGAACUUUUUCACCACAUCAUGCCACUUGUGGACCUCCUCUAUGCCAAGCUCCAGAAGAAGAACAUAGAUGCAGUCCACAUCAAAAGGAGCAUCCAGCCGUUCGAACAGGACAUACAAAACAUCAGAAAUUCUCUCCAUUCCAUGAGUGAGCAAAGCAGUGGCUCUCUGACAGCAAAACGGCGUCGGGUACUCAGUUCCGAGGAUCGUCAGAGUGCCGCAGAAGAGAUCUGCAACACCAUUCUGAGACACACCAGGGAGCGCUUCAACUUCACCGACCAUCUUGUCUGUGCCACCUUGUUGCAGGGGGACAGGUUUGAGGAACAUCACGGGUCAUUUCCCGAAGAGGUGCUGCAAAGCACUUUGAAGGCCUACCCAAUGCUGAAUGGAAGCAAGCUCAAGACAGAGCUCAGUCUCAUCUACAGCAAAGCAGAGUUCAGAGCCUGUUGUGGUGCAGUGGACCUGUUCCAGCUGUUCAUGGAGAACAAUCUUCAAGAUGUUUUUUCAGAAACGGGCGAGAGGAAGGGACUCUGCGGCCUUCUCCUGUCCGGCAGGAUGAAUGAGACGGGAGCAGGAGAUCUCCGUAAGCUGCAAAACUCACCUCCGCGAAACAUUGAGCUGCCGAGUUCCACAUUGUCUGGUCGGUUAAACCCUUGA
Molecule: messenger RNA, 1065 nt
Organism: Knipowitschia caucasica
Lineage: Eukaryota; Metazoa; Chordata; Actinopteri; Gobiiformes; Gobiidae
Source: the annotation of a GenBank genome assembly